Trichoplax adhaerens is the source of this 3522-nucleotide messenger RNA. RefSeq lists its product as uncharacterized. Gene Ontology annotation, cellular component: endoplasmic reticulum membrane. Lineage: Eukaryota; Metazoa; Placozoa; Uniplacotomia; Trichoplacea; Trichoplacidae. The transcript has 36 exons. The record is from RefSeq and is a predicted model, not a curated record. The coding region runs from base 1 to 3522 and encodes 1173 amino acids.
AUGAAAACGACUGGUGUUUACCCUUUCUCUUUAAUAUUACUAACAUUGUGUUAUGUUUCUUGCCAAAAUGAUGUUCUCAUCGGUUGUGGUGGCUUUGUCAAGUCGGAUAUUGAUAUCGAUUACACUCAAGUUAAGGUCCAGUUGAUCACCAAAUAUGGUAGUGUUAAAGAUGAAAUUGCUUGUGCUCCUACUAGCGGCUAUUUUAUGAUACCUAUCUAUGAUAAGGGAGAAUUUACCUUGAAGGUCUCUCCACCACAAAAUUGGGAUUUUGAUCCAACCGAAAUCAAAUUAAACAUAGACGGGAAGACAGAUCCUUGUAGCAAUAAUCGUGAUAUCAAUUUUACGUUCAAGGGCAUUACGAUAACUGGCAGGAUUCUUAGUGAAGGUCUCAUGGAUGGUCCAGCUGGUGUCGCUGUGACCCUAAGUCAAGGCGAUACCGUUGUUCAAACAACAAAAUCUACCGAUGGCGGAAGAUAUGUGUUUCAUCAAGUCAAGCCUGGUCAUUAUGAAAUUAAGACUAGCCAUGAUAAAUGGACAUUUUCUAAAUCGCAAACGACCAUUGAUGCCAAAAUUGGAAGCACCAGUGUAACCGAAGAUAUGAUUAUCUCGGGAUAUGACGUUCAGGGAAAAGUGACUGAAUGUGAUUCAAUUGAAAAAAAUCUGGCUACCCCAGGUCAAAUUAAUGGAUUAUCUCCUCUUUGUUAUCGGAUUUCGGAUCAGCAAGGGUUGGUUAAUUUUCCUUCCCUUCCACCUGGACAGUAUAUUUUGGUUCCUUAUUACCGAAGUGAAGAAAUCGUAUUUGAUGUUGUACCUGCUCAAGUACCCGUAACCGUUGCGAGUAGUAGUGUUAAAAUUCAGCCAAAUUUUCAAGUGCACGGUUUUACUAUUGGUGGUCGCGUGCUAGCUUAUCGAGAGGGAAAAGGUAUAGUUGAUGCUUCUAUUCAAAUCAAUGGGAAACCUGUUACUUCUACUGGUAAAGAUGGGAAAUACUUGCUUGUCAAUGUAACCAGUGGGACUUACACGAUUACGGUUAGUAAGCCUUAUUAUUUUUUUGAACCCUUUGUGACGAAAAUAACUCCUAGUACACCUGCCCUAGAAGAUAUCGUAGCAACAAGAUACAAUUUAUGUGGAUUAAUCGAAAUUACUGAUUUACCUAACGAGGUUAUGAAGAGUAAAAAACGAAAAGUGAAUAUGUCUCCUGUUGGAAGUAAAAGCACUGAGGUUACAAUUUUAUCCAAUGAAAAUGGUUCAUUUUGCUUCCAAGUUUCUCCCGGCGAAUAUAUCGUAAAGGCUGUACCGGAUGAUGAUGAUAAAAGCAAAGGUGUCAUGUUUACGCCACCGAGUAAGCAGGUGACAGUCAAAGACGAGCCAGUUUUUGGUGUUAAAUUUGGCCAAUUUAAGACUACCGUUAGCGGCAAGGUUAAAUUCUUAGAGGGAUUUCAUGGUAAUAAAGACACUACCAUAUAUUUACGGGAUACAGAACGAUCAGGACAUGUUCACCAAGCUGUUGCGAAAUUAACUGGUGAUAACUUGGUUGCUCAAUUCAUAUUUGAAGACGUUUUACCUGGAAAAUACAAUGCUGCCGUUACACGGAAAGACGUAUGCUGGAAAUCAGAGGAGCUACCUUUCACCGUACUGGAUAAUGAUAUCGAUGGUAUACAAUUUGAACAGAAUGGCUUUGUUCUUAGUGCUGUUACAUCGCAUUCGUUUUACGCGUAUUAUUCUUCGGAGGGCGAUAAAGAGAAGACUGAAUGCAAAUUUAACAAAGGCUUGAAUAGGAUGUGCUUACCAAAUGCCGGACGAUAUGAGAUAUCACCAGCAAGUUGUUAUAUCUUCCAGCAAAAUGAAUAUUCGUAUGAUACGACUUCGACCUCAACUUUGAGUAUGACUGCAGUUGAUUAUAGAGUAAUUGGUUCGGUAAUUUCAUUCGCAGAUGCCAAAGAUAUCAUGAUAAAAAUAAAAUUUACAAAUAAAGAAAAAGAAGAUAUUGUUCUAGGGCCGUUAGAGGCUAGACCUCUCGGUCAAUUGUUAAAAUUUGACUUCCAAUUUAUUUUGAGGCCUGGCGAUAGCGUAUCCGUAUUACCGUCUUCGGAGACACUUCUAUUUGAUCCAUCAAAGAUUGACUUUACUUUAAAUGAAGAUAAGGAAUGUCCUAUAUCGAUUGGUGCAUUUGAUGCUUCGAAAGGCGAGAUAAUUGUUGGUAAAAUUGAACCUGUAGUAAAUGAUGUUGAAAUCAGGUUGCAUGAAGCUGGUUCGGAUGUUGUACUGUUGACCACUACAACUAAUCAACAAGGAGAAUAUAGAUAUUCUAAUAGCAAGCACUUUUGUCCUAGGUUUGGUCCCUUAGCAGGAAAUAAAAAUUACGACGUUACUGCUUCGAAGCCUGGUUAUGUUUUUACUCCAACGCUUGACAAUAAAAGAGAUUUUAAGGCUUCUAAACAAGGAGAAAUUGUAAUAAAAGUUGCAUCAGAGGAUGGACAACCAAUGUCUGGUGUACUAUUCUCUUUAAGUGGCCAAAACUUUCGAUCUAAUAAUAUAACGUCUGAAACUGGGGAAAUUCAGUAUCUAAACUUGCCUUCUGCACAAUAUUAUUUCCGACCUUUACUGAAAGAGUAUUCGUUCGAGCCUGCAAUGCAAUUAAUUUCAGUAGAUGAAGGAAUGACAGUCAAUGUAGAGGUUAAAGGAUAUCGUGUAGCUUAUAGCUGCUAUGGUAAACUGUCUUCACUAAACGGCGAACCUGAAGUAGACGUAGUCGUAAGACUAGCUGCAACUUUUCAAUUAAUGGAAUCGAAACGUUACUAUUUUGUUAUGCAAAAGGCGAUAGGAAUUAAUAAUUGCGAAAAUAGUCGAGAAGAAGCAACCACAACUAUAAAUGGAACAUUUAGAAUUCGAGGGCUUAAACCAAAUUGCUCUUAUUCCGUGCAAGUUGCUGAGGAAAAUAGUGAUAUCAUAAGCAGAUCUAUCCCUGAUAAGCGUGUAAUUGAAAAGGUUGAAGAUCAAGAUAUUACGGACGUCAAUAUAAUUACAAUCAGAAGUUCUGGUCAAAUGGAAAUCAGCGGAACUGUAUUUACGGAAGAUAAAUAUUUGCAUACUAUUAAGGCUCUCCUCUAUAACGAAAAUAAUAUGGACUCACCAGUCCAAUCAGUAGCUCUUGGUGAUAAUCAUUACUUUCAUUUUAAGCCAUUGCCAAGGGACGGAAAGAGCUACAUUUUGCGUAUCCAAUCCAUGCUAUCUCUAGUUACCUAUUCGUACAAAACCUUGGAAACUGAUUCCUUCACCGCAACUCAACAUCGUCGACAUUUUCAUUUUAAUUUCUCAGCUGCGAUAAGACAGAUCGAUCCUGAGCCAUCCCAAGGUUCAUUUUUAAUUAUCCCGUUUAUUUUAGUUAUUGCGAUUGCUUUUAACUUUACAAAGGUUUCUCAAUAUGUGAAGUCUCUUAUUGAAGCGUAUAAUAGCCGGCAGCAAUCUUCUACAAGCGAAGAAAAUGUCAAAGCAAAGAAAAAGCAUGGCAAACAUCGUUAA